Molecule: messenger RNA, 4807 nt
Organism: Rattus norvegicus (Norway rat)
Lineage: Eukaryota; Metazoa; Chordata; Mammalia; Rodentia; Muridae
Source: RefSeq, a predicted model, not a curated record
UUGGUCCUGCCAAGACUGAACCCCCAGUGAACGUGAUUGUUGGGGGGGGGCGGUAAUGGGGGGAGGAUGGGGAUGGGACACCAAUAUAGAAGGGGAGGGGGAGCUGCUAGGGGGAUGUUGGCCUGGAAACUGGGAAGGGGAAUAACAAUCGAAAUGUAAAUAAGAAAUACCCAAAUUAAUAAAGAAAAAAUGAAUACUUGGUAAAUAACAGAAAACUUAAAGCUAUAAGCAAAGCAAUUCAUUUCAACUAGUAAGUACUCAGUGAAAACCGUUUGAAAUUUUUAGUAUGUUUACAACUUUAAAAUAAAAAUUUCUGUAUCUUGAUAAAUGAUUCUUACAGAUACAAAAUAAAAAUUUUUAUUUAAAAAAUAAUAAUGGUGGACAGACAGCCAAGCAGGCAAUAGUCUGCAUUAUUUUGGUGUCUUUGUGUAUUCCUUGUCCAGUAAUCCAUUUGGAGGUGUCCUGUACCUGGCCCUGAAGUUUCAAUAAAUGACUCAUGUCUUCCUGGAAGAGUAGUUAAGCUCCACUGUUCUAUAAUAUUUGUCAUUAACUUACAGUCUAGUAGAUUCACAUAAGGCUAAUUUCUACAUCUUCAGCUUGGUUAACCCACCCCUAGCCCUUGUUAUUCCCCACCCUUCUGCCUCAUUAACAUUUAAACCUUGAACUCUAAGGAUCACCACCCCGUCCCCCAUUCUUUCAUCACACAUGUAUUCUACUAUCCCCUAUGAUUGUACUUAUUUAUUUUUUUGACUUGGGUGACAAUUUAAAAAGUUAAGAUCAUAUGGAAACCUGUUAUUCUGAUUUUUUAAUUUGAUUUUUUUGUUUGUGAAUAUAUAUUUUUACAUAAAUGAAUACGUGUGUGUGUGUGUGUGUGUGUGUGUGUGUGUGUGUGUGUGUGUGUAGGAUGAUACUGGGUAUUUUCAUUUAUCCUUUUGUACCUUAUUUUGACAGGAUACCUCCCUGAACCUGGUACUCAUGGACGACUAGACUGAUUGGCCAUGGGACCUUGAGAUCCUUAGGUCUAUUUUUGUUGAAGAGGAUCUAUGCCUAGAUGAUGAAGAUGGUGUUGAAGAAGAACAAGAAGAUGAUGGUGUAACACUUUUCAGAGUACUGUACCAGAGGGCAUGCUGCGGAAGUCAGAUCCAGUACAGUCCAGUUGCUUUCCUCCUUCCGUACCUUACAUGGGCCCAAGGGAUGACUUCCCUCUUGUACUGCAAGGCUUUGUGCACUAAGCCAGCUCUCUGGCCCUGAGCAGCCUCUGCACUGUGAAGUCCGGGUGUCGUGGCUAUUCAGAAACUCACGUUAUUCCUAUUGAAAGAUUAUUAAACUCUCGAUUUGGCUGCAGGGUGAGGUCCUGUAGUUCCAAAUUCCUGAAACUGAAGUAAGAGAAUCUAUCACUUGAGCCCGAGAACUCAAGAUCACCCUGGGUGACCUAUAGCGUCACACUUCAGAAAAUGAACAUAUUAGAUUUUAAGUGUCUAAAUUUACGACUGGCAUUAUCAACUCUAGGCACACAUAUACAGAUAGAGUUAACAUCACAUUAAUAUGAGAGAAAAAAACGAGUUGGUGAUUCAUAUUAAAAAAACCACCACUAACUUUUACAACAUGUACAUGAGCUUCGAGUCUAGCAAAUUCAAGCCUGGUUGCAAGUGUGUGCACGGGAAACCCUGUGCAAAAAUGUUCACAGAAAUUUCAUUUAAAUCGGCUAAUGUUGGGAAACUUGCAAAUGUUAGCGAACGUGAGAAGGGAUAGGUAACAGGUAAUCUGUUUCUAGAUGACCAAAACAACACAUCUGCUUCUCUCAGAGCAUGUAUACUUCCCACAGAUGUAUGAUGGACGAAGUCGGAUGAUGAUUGUAUCCUGAAAAGUUCUGUCCCCGUGAUCCUCAAGGUGAAGCAGACAUAGCGGUGGCUUCUACUAAACUGUCCUGAGAGUAAAGCACACAUCUAAGAGAUGUGCACUUUACACACACUGUAGCACCACAAAAUCUAAGUUUAAAAAUGCAUCAACUGUGGGAUACUUUCCAGACUUGGGGUUGGGGUUGGUCAGAGGAUGAUAGAAUGGAGCACAGAGGAGUCUUUUGUAGCUGGCUGGCUUGCUAAAUUCAGUGUUUUCAGCACUGGGGACCUGCCAGCUCAGAUCUCCAAUCCUCAGAGGCUCACAAACUUCCUGCGUGGGCUCCUCCUGCUAGGAGUCGCUUGAGGAUGGAUGUAUAAGGGGACACAGAAGGAAAAACAGAUUCAGCCACCCUUCAGCUCCACACAGUUUUACAAUAGGAACGGUGGAGAGAAGAGUGGGGCGAAUACAAGAGGCCCCGUGUUGGUGGCAGUUUUUUCGCAGCCGCGCAGCUUGUGGAUGACUUCCGUUCCGUGGGGGGGGUGGGGGGGUGGACCAGUUAGGCAGGUAGGGCUCUGGGUCCCACAGGGACUGACCUUUGUCCCCCUGCUUGCUAAUAGCGGAAACUAAGCCAUAAAGAUAGAAUAAAGGCUCCACUGCUUGGCUUUUUGUUUUGAGUUUAAAUCGCUAACCCGCGGCAGUGAAGGGAACCUCUCCUAGGGUGAAGCUCUGGAGCGCAGCGGGCAAAGACUUCUCUGCAGGACCGCGCGGUGGCUCAGUUCCAGGAGCCACAAACUUGCCAGGAUCAGAGACAAUCAACUAAACCCAGGUCGUACUCACCGCACUUUCGAGACGCGCGAGUGCAGGAAAACUCCCGCGAAUCCCCUGGGAAAGGACACCAUGCCCCCCAGGUCUCUCCCCAACCUCUCCUUGCCCACCGAGGCGAGCGAGAGCGAGUUGGAACCCGAGGUGUGGGAAAAUGAUUUCCUGCCUGACUCAGACGGGACCACCGCGGAGUUGGUAAUCCGCUGUGUGAUACCAUCCCUCUACCUAAUCAUCAUCUCGGUGGGCUUGCUGGGCAACAUCAUGCUGGUGAAGAUAUUCCUCACCAACAGCACCAUGCGGAGUGUCCCCAACAUCUUCAUCUCUAACCUGGCUGCGGGAGACCUGCUGCUGCUGCUGACCUGCGUCCCAGUGGAUGCCUCCCGAUACUUCUUUGAUGAAUGGGUGUUCGGCAAGCUGGGCUGCAAACUCAUCCCAGCCAUCCAGCUCACCUCGGUGGGGGUUUCCGUGUUCACUCUCACGGCCCUCAGCGCUGACAGGUACAGAGCUAUCGUGAACCCCAUGGACAUGCAGACGUCUGGUGUGGUGCUGUGGACCAGUUUGAAGGCCGUGGGCAUCUGGGUGGUCUCUGUGCUGUUGGCUGUCCCUGAGGCUGUGUUUUCGGAAGUAGCACGCAUCGGUAGCUCGGAUAACAGCAGUUUCACAGCAUGCAUACCCUACCCACAAACAGAUGAGUUACAUCCAAAGAUCCACUCAGUGCUCAUUUUUCUUGUCUAUUUCCUCAUACCCCUUGUUAUCAUCAGCAUUUAUUAUUAUCACAUUGCGAAGACUUUAAUUAGAAGUGCACACAAUCUUCCUGGAGAAUACAAUGAACAUACCAAAAAGCAGAUGGAGACACGGAAACGCCUGGCCAAGAUCGUUCUGGUGUUUGUGGGCUGCUUUGUCUUCUGCUGGUUUCCCAACCACAUCCUCUACUUGUAUAGGUCUUUCAACUACAAGGAGAUCGAUCCUUCUCUUGGACACAUGAUUGUCACCUUAGUGGCCCGGGUUCUGAGUUUCAGCAACUCCUGUGUCAACCCGUUUGCUCUUUACCUGCUCAGUGAAAGCUUCAGGAAGCAUUUCAACAGCCAGCUCUGUUGUGGGCAGAAGUCCUAUCCUGAGAGGUCUACCAGCUACCUCCUCAGCUCUUCAGCAGUAAGAAUGACUUCUCUGAAAAGCAACGCGAAGAAUGUGGUGACCAAUUCUGUCCUGCUCAACGGACAUAGCACAAAGCAAGAAAUAGCACUGUGAUCGGAGACCAUCCAAUUCAUCCUCGGGAAAUACCAUUUUCGCAGCUUUUCCAUUAUUAUUGAGCGAAGCAGAGCUAAAUAAUCACCACAUUUAUACUGCUCCCCAGCUAAUUCAUGAUUGACUCAAGCGCAAGGCACGCACUUUUGUCUGAAUAGAAAGAAUUUUACCUUACACCACACACAUCUAACUCACACGUAAUUCACAUAUAUCUCCUGCUAACAUCGGUUUACACAUUCCCUUGGGAUUUAAGACAUUCCAACAAGCAAAUGUGGCAUAUUGCCUUUAAAUUCUUAAGCCAUAUAGAACAUUUCCAUAAUGACUCUGUAAUUUAGUGAGAGGUAAUGAUCAAACUCCCAUUAUUUGAAAUAUAAAUUACAUCAUUCUGCUGAGGAAAUUUUAUCCAUAAUUAGUAUUUAUAUAUAUAUAUAUAUAUAUAUAUAUAUAUAUGUGUGUGUGUGUGUGUGUGUGUAUGUAUACAUUAAUUUGAAAAAUACCAAAGUGGAGCUUAAUCAUAUUUCAUUAAUAUUUAUUGUUCUUUGUAUAAUUAUAUUUUACAGAAAGGUUUGUAAGUCCUAGGUAUUGUACUGGAAAAUAUGAUGGCAUUUUAUUAUGAAUUAUAAAUUGAUAUAUGAAUAUGACUUACCUUGCACAUGUAAAACGUUAUAUAAUAUGCUCCAAAUUUCAACACUGUUACUUGUAUAUUUGCAUGACAAUCUUUGUAAACACCUAAAUUCCUUGCAAAUUGACUGCUUCUGCAUAGAUAGAUUUGUGUAAUUCAGACGAGUUCUCAUGUGCUGUUGUCAACUUACAAGUGUAUGGGAUCUCAGGCAUUUUUUUUUUCUUCUCUGCAUGGUAUUACAGUUUUCACCAAAUAAACAUCUUUCCAUUUGUCAAGAAA